Messenger RNA from Drosophila montana, 11624 nucleotides. RefSeq names its product dachsous cadherin-related 1 (gene ds). The transcript has 12 exons. Gene Ontology annotation, molecular function: cadherin binding; calcium ion binding. Gene Ontology annotation, biological process: homophilic cell-cell adhesion. Gene Ontology annotation, cellular component: plasma membrane; catenin complex. Bases 352 to 11313 code for a protein of 3653 amino acids. The record is from RefSeq and is a predicted model, not a curated record. Lineage: Eukaryota; Metazoa; Arthropoda; Insecta; Diptera; Drosophilidae.
UGUGUGUAUUCGUUUAAUGUGUAUUUAAGUGCUUAUAUAAUAACAAUAUGUAAUCAAAACGAAUGUGCAGUUCUGCGAUAUACACGCAGCAUGAGCAGAGCAGCCGGCACAAGCCUAGAUCAGAACAUAUGGUGCAUGCGAAUAUGUUGGCAUUGGGCAAGACUUAAGCCCAACAGUCGGCCCAAAAUGGCGCCUGCUGCUGGACGUAGCGUAGGGCAUACGCAGUCGGUGAUAUGCGAAUAGCGUGAUGUUGGGUUCUUAGCACGCAGCAGAAACAGGAAGAAGAAUACCCAAACGCAGACAAACUGAAACAGCGAAAGCGACAGAAAGCCCCAAAAAAAACCCAACGAGAUGCAUACGAGUUCGAGCUCCAGCUCGAGUGCGAGUUCUGUGAACUCCAACAACAACAACAACAACAAGAGCAGCAGCAGCAGCAGCAGCAAAGCAAACACAAGCCGGCGUGCCACGCCCAGAACGCCCCAAAAAGAUUAUACAAUGUUUCACAGAUGCCGGCGACGCAACCGGCACAGCUCAAGGUCAAGUUUACCCGCCAACAACAGCAGCAGCAACAACAAGAAGAACAACACGAGCUGGACGCUGCUUUGGCUGCUCCUAGUCUCCUGCAGCCAACUGUUUGGGUGCAGUGCAGCGGGUAGCGCGGGGGAAAAGCAGCAGCACGAACGUCGUCUGGAGGUCUUUGAGGGCGUGCCCAUUGGCCAUCAGAUUGGUUAUAUCGGUGACUUUGACAGCAUUGACAGCGGUCCGCCCUACAUCAUAGUCGCCAAUCCCGGCGUCGAAUCGGAUCUGGCCAUUGAUCACAUCUCGGGCGAAAUACGCACCAAGGUACGGCUGGACAGGGAGACCCGCGCCUCCUAUGGCCUGGUGGCCAUACCCAUGAGUGGCCUAAAUGUGCGCGUUGUGGUCGACGUGCGGGAUGAGAACGACAAUGCGCCCACGUUUCCACAGCCCGCCAUGCACAUCGAGUUCCCCGAGAAUACGCCGCGCGAGGUGAAGCGUACGCUGCUCCCCGCGCGAGAUUUGGAUUUGGAGCCGUACAAUACGCAAAGGUAUAAUAUUGUGUCCGGCAAUGUGAACGAUGCCUUUCGCCUGUCCUCGCAUCGGGAACGGGACGGCGUGCUCUACCUCGAUCUGCAGAUCAGCGGUUUCUUGGACAGGGAAACAACGCCUGCGUAUAGCCUGCUGAUAGAAGCUCUGGAUGGCGGCACGCCGCCGUUGCGUGGCCUCAUGACCGUCAACAUAACCAUCCAGGACGUGAACGACAAUCAGCCGAUUUUCAAUCAGAGUCGGUAUUUUGCCACGGUGCCAGAGAACGCGACCGUGGGCACGAGUGUGCUGCAGGUUUAUGCCUCCGAUACGGAUGCGGAUGAGAAUGGACUCGUGGAGUAUGCGAUCAAUCGCAGGCAGAGCGACAAGGAGCAAAUGUUUCGCAUUGAUGCGCGCACGGGCGCUGUGUACAUCAACAAGCCGCUGGACUUUGAGACCAAGGAGCUGCACGAGCUGGUCGUCGUGGCCAAGGAUCACGGCGAACAGCCGCUGGAAACGACAGCCUUUGUGUCCAUACGCGUGACGGAUGUCAAUGACAAUCAGCCCACUAUAAAUGUUAUAUUUCUCAGCGAGGAUGCCUCGCCCAAGAUCUCGGAGUCGGCACAGCCGGGCGAGUUCGUGGCACGCAUUUCCGUGCAUGACCCAGACUCCAAGACGGAGUACGCCAACGUGAAUGUCUCGCUGAAAGGCGGCGAUGGCCACUUCGCAUUGACUACGCGCGACAAUAGCAUCUACUUGGUCAUAGUCAAUCUGCCGCUGGAUCGCGAGGCGACCUCCAAUUACACGCUGAGCGUGGUGGCCACGGACAAGGGCACGCCGCCGUUGCAUGCCACCAAGUCGAUCUUCCUGCGCGUCACCGACGUCAACGACAAUGCGCCCGAGUUCGAGCAGGACGUGUACCAUGCGAAUGUCAUGGAGGUGGCCGAUCCGGGCACCUCGGUGCUGCAGGUGCUGGCCCGCGAUCGGGACGAGGGCAACAAUGCGGCACUGAGCUACGCCCUGGCGGAUACGCCCGACACGCAUGCUCAAUGGUUUCAGAUUGAUGCCCAGACCGGGCUGAUUACCACCCGUUCGCACAUCGACUGCGAGACGGAGCCGGUGCCACAGCUGACGGUCAUCGCACGGGACGGCGGCCAGCCGCCGCUCAGCUCGACGGCCACGGUGCUGGUCACCAUACACGAUGUCAACGAUAACGAACCGAUCUUCGAUCAGAGCUUCUACAACGUGUCCGUCGCCGAGAACGAGCCCGUGGGCAGGUGUAUACUCAAGGUCUCGGCCAGCGAUCCGGAUUGCGGCGUCAAUGCCAUGGUCAACUAUACGCUCGGCGAGGGCUUCAAGCAUCUGACCGAGUUCGAGGUGCGCUCCGCCUCGGGCGAGAUUUGCAUUGCCGGCGAACUGGACUACGAGCGACGCAACAGCUACGAGUUUCCCGUGCUGGCCACCGAUCGCGGCGGCCUGAGCACCACGGCCAUGAUCAAGCUCCAGCUGACGGAUGUCAACGAUAAUCGACCCGUGUUCUAUCCGCGCGAAUAUAAUGUGUCGCUGCGUGAGUCUGGGCCGGCACAGGCCAGCGGCACGCCCAUGCCCAUUGUGGCCGUGGUGGCCACGGAUCCGGAUGCGGGCAGCUUUGGCCAGGUGUCGUAUCGCAUUGUGGCCGGCAACGAGGCGGGCAUCUUUCGCAUCGAUCGCGCCAGCGGCGAGAUAUUCGUCAUACGGCCGGACAUGCUCUCGGUGCGCACCCAGGCGAUGCACAUGCUCAACAUCUCGGCCACAGACGGCGGCGGUCUGCGCACUAGCACCGAUGCCGUCGUCUUUCUCAGCAUCAUCGAUGCCCAGCAACGGCCGCCGAUCUUCGAGAAGGCGCGCUACAACUACUACGUGAAGGAGGAUGUGCCACGCGGCACAGUCGUCGGCUCCGUGAUAGCCACCAGCAGUGACACGGCUCAACGCAGUCCGGUGCGCUACUCGAUAUACUCGGGCGACCCGGAUGGCUACUUUAGCAUUGAGCCAGCCUCGGGCAAUAUACGGAUUGCCCAUUCGCUGGACCAUGAGGCGAAGGCGCAGGUUCUGCUCAACAUACAGGCGACCAGCGGGGAGCCGCCCGUCUAUGGCCACACGCAGGUGAACAUCGAGGUGGAGGAUGUCAAUGACAAUGCGCCCGAGUUCGAGACGAGCAUGGUGCGCAUUUCGGUGCCCGAGAAUGCCGAGCUGGGCGCACCGCUGUUUGCGGCCCAUGCCCACGAUAAGGACUCGGGCAGCAGCGGCCAGGUGACCUACAGCCUCAAGGGCAAUGCCACCCAGCAGCAUGGCAAGGCGCUGGCCACCGGCUCCACGCCGCUUUUCGCUAUCGAUGCACGCUCGGGCCACCUGGUGCUAUCACGGCAUCUCGACUACGAGACGGCGCAGCGGCACUCGUUAAUAGUGACGGCCACCGAUGCCGGAUUGCCGCCUCUCUCGGCGGAUCUCACGAUACUCGUCGAUGUCCAGGACGUCAAUGACAAUCCGCCCGUCUUUGAGCGCGACGAGUAUGCGGUGAAUGUGUCCGAAUCGCGAGCCAUCAAUGCACAGAUCAUCCAGGUGAAUGCCAGCGAUCUGGACACGGGCAACAAUGCGCGCAUCACCUACCGCAUUGUGGAUGCGGGUGCGGACAAUGCCAGCAGCCCGAGCCUGGCGAGUGUUGGCGGCCCGGAUGCCGCACUUGCCCAGCAUUUUGGCAUCUUUCCCAACUCCGGCUGGAUUUAUUUGCGCGCCGCUCUCGACAGAGAGAGCCGCGAUCGCUAUGAGCUAACCGUUCUGGCCACCGACAAUGGGACACCGGCGGCACAUGCACGAGCUCGUGUGCUCGUCCGUGUGCUCGAUGCGAACGAUAAUGAUCCGCGCUUUCAGCGUGAGAGCUACGAGUUCCGGAUUGAGGAGAAUCUGCGACGCGGCGCCGUUGUGGGCGUUGUCAGUGCCAGCGAUGCGGAUCUCGGUGAGAAUGCGGCCAUACGCUACAGCCUGCUGCCAGCGAAUUCCAGCUUUCAGGUGCAUCCCGUCACAGGUGAGAUAAGCACACGCGAGCCGCUGGAUCGGGAAAUGCGCGAACUAUACGAUCUGAUGGUGGAGGCACGGGAUCAGGGCACACCGAUGCGCAGUGCCAGGGCACCGGUGCGUGUCCAUGUGACAGAUGUGAAUGACAAUGCGCCGGAGAUAGCCGAUCCGCAGGAGGAUGUGGUUAGCGUGCGCGAGGAGCAGCCACCGGGCACCGAGGUGGUGCGCAUACGCGCGAUCGAUCGCGAUCACGGCCAGAAUGCAUCCAUCAACUAUUCGCUGCUGAAGGGUCGUGACUCGGAUGGCCACGGCCUGUUCAGCAUUGAUGCCAACACGGGCCUGAUUCGCACACGCGUCAUGCUCGACCACGAGGAGCGGAGCAUCUAUCGCCUGGCGGUGGCGGCCACCGAUGGCGGCAAUCCGCCCAAACAGACGCUGCGAAUGCUGCGCGUCGAGGUGCUCGAUCUGAAUGACAAUCGGCCAACGUUCACCAGCUCCAGUCUGGUCUUCAGGGUACGCGAGGAUGCGGUCGUUGGUCAUGUGGUUGGCUCGAUUAGUCCCAAUGAGCGCAGCGCGGAGCUGCCGCCUGUGAAUGGCAAUAGCCUGGACGAGCUGGGUGACCAGCUGUGCGUCACCUACACGCUAAAUCCGCUGAGCAAGGAUCUCAUUGAAGGCGCUUUCGACAUAGACAGGAAUACCGGCAAUCUGGUUGUGGCCCGUCAGCUCGAUCGUGAGCUGCAGUCGGAAUUUCGGCUGGAGAUACGCGCCCUGGACACCUCGGCCAGCAAUAAUCCGCAGAGCAGCGCCAUAACCGUCAAGAUCGAGGUGGCCGAUGUGAACGAUAAUGCACCCCGCUGGCCCAAAGAUCCCAUUGAGCUGGAGGUGAGCGAAUCGCUGCCGGUUGGCGCCAUUCUACACAACUUUACGGCCACCGAUGCGGACUCCGGCACCAACGGGGAGCUGCAGUAUCGUCUGCUGCGCUAUACGCCGCAACUAAACGAGAGCUUGGAGCAGGUCAGCCCACUAUUUGCCCUGGAUUCACUGACGGGCUCGCUGAGCCUGCAGGCACCGCUGGACUAUGAAUCGCUGCAGGAAUAUCUGCUCAUUGUGCAGGCUCUCGAUCAAUCCUCGAACGUCACGGAACGCCUGCAGACCUCGGUCACGGUGCGGCUGCGCAUACUGGAUGCCAAUGACAAUGCACCACAGUUUGUGGUGCCCAGCACAAGUGCAGGUGGUGCAGCCACGGUCUAUGUGAGCGAUGCCACGCGCAUUGGCGAAAUGGUCACCCACAUUGUGGCCGUAGAUCGCGAUGCCGGCGAGAACGGACGCAUCAGCUACGACAUUGUCAGCGGCAAUGGUGAGGGUCGCUUUCGCAUCAAGCCACAGUCGGGCAUCAUUGAGCUGGCCAAGACGCUGCCGCCGGCCUCCGAGCAGCUGGACAAGACCGGCCGAUUUAUGCUGACGAUCCGUGCCAGCGAUCAUGGCGCUCCGACAGCCCAGCAGACAACGCUCAGCCUGCAGCUGCUGGUGCAGGGCAGCCACAGCAAUCCGCCCAGAUUUCUGCAGGCUGUUUACCAGGCAACCAUCCUCGAGAACGUGCCCAGCGGCAGCUUUGUGCUGCAGGUGGCCGCCAAAGCCUUCCAUGGAGCGGACAACGCAAAUCUCAGCUACGAAAUACCAGCUGGGGUGGCCGCUGAUCAUUUCCAUGUGGAUUGGCAACGCGGCAUUGUGACGACACGCGGCCAAUUCGAUCGUGAGACCCAGUCACAGUAUACUCUGCCCAUAUAUGUGCGGGAUGCCAAUCGCAUGGCUGCCACGCCCACAAGCGCAAUACGGAAGCAACGAUCGUCGGAGAGCAACUCGGAGCCGGCAAGUGGACAGCACUUCGAUGUGGCCACGCUGAUCAUCAGCAUUGGCGAUGUCAAUGACAAUGCGCCCGAGUUCCGACCCGGCGCGUGCUACGGUCUAUCCGUGCCGGAGAACAGCGAAUCCUCCGUCAUUCACACGGUGGUGGCCAGCGAUCUGGACGAGGGCGCCAAUGCGGAGAUCGUUUAUAGCAUUAUUGGUGGGAAUCUGGGCAACAAGUUUAGCAUUGAUGCACGCACGGGCGAGCUGAGCGCCCGCUCCUUGGAUCGUGAGCAACACGCUCGCUACACGCUGCAGCUGCAGGCCUCGGACCGGGGUCAGCCCAUCACCCAGCAGGGUCAUUGCAAUAUCAGUGUCUUUGUCGAAGAUCAGAACGAUAAUGAGCCGCGCUUUGAGCUAUCCAAGUAUGUGGCCAGUGUGCCGGAGGAUGCGGCCAUUGGCAGUAGCGUGUUGAGCAUUAAGGCCAGCGAUGCGGAUCUGGGUGUUAACUCCAGACUGGUCUACUCCCUGGCCAAUGAGACGCAAUGGCAGUUUGCCAUCGACAGCAAAAGUGGUCUGAUUACAACUGUUGGCAAACUGGAUCGCGAGCUGCAGUCCACCUACAGCUUCAUGGUGCUGGCCACCGAUUGUGGACGCUAUGAGGUUCGUUCCGGCAGCGUUGCCGUGCAGAUCAAUGUGCUGGACAUCAACGACAACAGGCCCGUCUUUGAGCGUUAUCCCUACAGUGGGCAGGUGCCGGCGCUCAUUCAGCCCGGCCAGACGCUGCUCAAGGUGCAGGCGCACGACGCGGACCAGGGCGCCAAUGGCGAGCUGCUCUAUGCCCUGAAGGCGGACAGCACAUUGACAACGCCCGCCAUGCGCAGCAAGUUUCGCAUUAAUCCCAACACGGGCGCCCUCAGUGCCACCCAGAGCCUGGCCAGCGAGACGGGCCGUCUGCUGCAGCUGGAGGUAAUUGCGCGCGACAAGGGCAAUCCAGCGCAGAGCAGCGUGGGUCUUAUCGAGCUGCUGGUGGGUGAGCCCAACCCGGGAGCACCAGCUCUGCACUUCCAGAACGAAACGUAUCGCAGCAAGCUGCGCGAGAACUCAGCCGCGGGCACCCGGCUGCUUCAUGUGGCCGCUGUGCGCAGCGAUGGGCGCCGCCAGAAACUGAACUUCUCGUUUGGCGCGGGCAAUGAUGAGGGCAUCUUUACGCUAGAUGCAGCCACCGGUGAGAUACGUGUAGCCAAUCCUCAGCUGCUGGACUAUGAUCGCUUUGCCACGCCCACUCUGACGCCGCUUAGUCGCGGACGCGCCAUGCACUACGAGCAGACGGAGCCGGCAGAACAGUCGGAGCAGCAGCAACUGCAACAGCCGGACAAUACGAACAGUUCGCGCAGUCAACGCGCCUUGGCCCAAUCCUCGUUCGCCCUGGCUGCCACACAGCCGCACGAGCUGCGCUUGGUGCUGGUGGCACGCACCACGGAGGCACCUUUCCUGUCCAGCUAUGCGGAGCUGGUGGUUGAGCUGGAGGACGAGAACGACAAUAGUCCGCAGUUCUCGCAGCGUCAGUUCGUGGCCACCGCCUGGGAGGGCAACAGCAAGGGCACCUUCGUGGCCCAGGUGCAGGCCUUCGAUGCCGACGAGGGCGCCAAUGCCCGGCUACGAUAUCACAUUGUGGACGGCAAUCAUGACAACGCGUUUGUCAUCGAGCCCGCCUUCAGCGGCAUUGUGCGAACGAAUAUUGUGCUGGAUCGCGAAAUCCGUGAUGUCUACAGUCUGAAGAUCAUUGCCACGGACGAGGGUGUGCCCCAGAUGACGGGCACCUCAACGAUACGCGUCCACAUCGUGGACGUCAACGACAACCAGCCCACGUUUCCGCCCAACAAUGUGGUCAGCGUCAGCGAAGCCACCGAACUGGGCGCCGUGAUAGCCUCGCUAUCGGCCAACGACGUGGACACCUAUCCGACGCUGACCUAUCGCUUGGGCAGCGACUCGCCCGUGGAAAUGGAGAACCUGUCGCUGUUCGGCCUGGAUCGCUACAGCGGCAAGCUGGUGCUGAAGCGCCGCCUGGACUACGAGCUGCAGCAGGAGUACCAAUUGGAGAUCAUAGCAUCCGAUGCGGCGCACGAGGCACGCACCACGCUGACGGUGCGCGUGGCCGAUGAGAAUGACAAUGCGCCACGUUUUCUAGCCGAGCGACCACCGGCCUACUUUGCCCUGUUGCCCGCCGCAACGGAGCUGCUGGAGAGCAGCUCCUCCAUGGACGUGGAGCUGUUGUCGGUGAAUGCCACGGAUGCGGAUGCCGAGGGUCGCAACUCGCAGCUCAGCUACCACAUCGAACCACCUUUGGCCGGUUUCAGCAUACACGCCACGACGGGCGUGGUCUCUGUCAACAUGAGCCAGCUGCCGGCGGCCGUGUCCAGCAGCGGGGAUUACUUCCUCAGCAUUGUGGCACGGGAUGCGGGCAAACCUCAACUGAGCGGCAGCACGCUGCUGCGCGUGCAGCCCGGCGACAGCGGCUCGGGCCGCCAGCAGUUCCAGCAGACCCAGUACCGUGCACAGAUUAGCGAGGCGGCACCGCUGGGCGCGGUGGUGCUGCAGCUGGGACACGAUGUCCGGGAUCAGGCGUUCAGCAUAGCCGCGGGCAACGAGGAGCAGGCCUUCGAGCUGCUGCCCAACAAGGCGCUCGUGCUGGUCAAGCCGUUGGAUCGCGAGCGCAAUGAUCUCUACAAGCUGCAGCUGCAGUUGAGUCAAGCCGGAAACACGGCCAGCUCCAGCUCCAGCUCGAAUUCCAGCGCUGGCAUCACGGUCUUUGUCAGCGUGCUGGACGCCAAUGAUAAUGCGCCCAUCUUUGAUCCGAGCGCCAAGUAUGAGGCGGAGAUUAGCGAACUGGCGCCGCUGCGCUACUCGAUUGCCCAGCUGCUGGCGGUGGAUGCGGAUCAGGAGAAUACGCCCAACUCGGAGGUGGUGUACGACAUCAGUUCCGGCAACGAUGAGCACAUGUUCACCAUCGAUCUGGUCAGCGGCGUGCUGUUCGUGAACAAUCGCCUGGACUACGAUAGCGGAGCGAUCAGCUACGAGCUGAUCAUACGCGCCUGCGAUAGCCAUCAGCCGCGACCGCUGUGCAGCCUGCAGAGAUUCCAGCUGUCGCUGCACGACGAGAACGACAAUGCGCCGCAAUUUCCGCUCGGCGAGUAUGUACACUUUCUGGCCGAGAACGAGCCGCUGGGCAGCUCCGUGUUUCGCGGCCGCGCCAGCGAUCUGGAUCGCGGCGCCUUUGGCCAGCUCAACUAUAGCCUGGUGCCGGCCGCCGACGACGUCGACGACAGUUCGUGGCGUCUGUUUCGCGUCGAUGCCGUCACGGGCAUUGUCAGCUCCGCGGCGGUCUUCGACUACGAGCAGCGGCAACGCUAUCAUCUACAGCUGCGGGCCAGCGACAUGGGCGGAAGAAGUGCGCGGGUGGCGGUGCGCAUCGAGAUCGAGUCGAGGGACGAGUUCACGCCACAGUUCACGGAGCGCACAUAUCGCUUUGUGCUGCCGGCAUCCGCGGCGCUGCCGCUGGGCUUUGUCGUCGGCCAGGUGACGGCGACAGAUGCCGAUAGCGGUGCGGACGGGCGUGUGGUUUACCAAUUAAGCGCACCGCACAGUCACUUCAAGGUGAAUCGCAGCAGCGGCGCGGUCCUGAUCAAAAGGAAGCUCGACGACAGCCUCAUCGACGACGGACGCGAUAUCAGUCUGGUGAUCUCGGCCUCCUCGGGCCGCCACAACUCGCUGACCAACAUGACCGUCGUCGAGAUCGCCCUCGAUCCGUUGGCACAUCCCAACACGAAUCUGGCAUCGAUUGGCAGCGCUGGUGGUGCUGCGGCUGCCGGCGCGGGCGCAGCUGGUGCGGGCGGCUCUAGCGGCGGCGGCGGCGGUCCCAGCGAUUGGAUUGUGGCUCUGCUGGUGACGCUGUUGCUCAUUCUGUGCGCCGCCGCCGGCAUCUUUCUGUUCAUCCACAUGCGCAGUCGUCGGCCGCGCAACGCGGUCAAGCCGCAUCUCAGCAGCGAAACUGUGGGCGUGGGUAACUCCAACAGCUAUGUGGAUCCGAGUGCGUUUGACACGAUGCCCAUACGUGGUGGCGCCGGCGGCAUGACGUCGACGGGCGGCGGUGCCGGCGGUGGUGCAGUGGCCUCGGGUCAGUUUGCGCCGCCCAAAUACGAUGAAAUACCGCCGUUUGGACCGCAUGCGGGCAGCUCGGGCGCAGCGACCACAUCGGAGCUAUCCGGCUCGGAGCAGUCGGGCUCGAGUGGACGCGGCUCGGCGGAGGACGAUGGCGAGGAUGAGGAGAUACGCAUGAUCAACGAGGGGCCGUUGAGUCAUCGUGCCGGCGCCGGCGCCGGCAGCGACGAUGGACGCAUCUCGGACAUUUCGGUGCAGAAUACACAGGAGUAUCUGGCACGCCUGGGCAUUGUCGAUCACGAUCCGAGCGGCGGCGGCGGCACUGGCGGUGCCUCCAGCAUGGCCGGCUCCAGUCAUCCGAUGCCCAUGGCCAUGCCCAUGCCCACGCUGCACAUGUUCGAUGCGGACGAGACGGCGCGCUCGGACAUCACGAAUCUGAUCUACGCCAAGCUGAACGAUGUGGCCGGCGGCGCCGGCUCCGAGCGUGGCAGCAGCGCCGACGACGCGGCCACCACAGCGGGCAGCAUCGGCACCGUCGGACACGGACAUGGACACGGCGUGAUGGCCAGCUACGGCGAGGUUCCUGUCCCUGUGCCCGUUGUGGUCGGGGGCAGCAAUGUGGGCGGUUCGCUCAGCUCGAUUGUGCACAGCGAGGAGGAGCUGACGGGCAGCUACAACUGGGACUAUCUGCUCGACUGGGGGCCGCAGUAUCAGCCGCUGGCGCACGUCUUCUCCGAGAUCGCAAGACUGAAGGACGACACGAUGUCGGAGCAUAGCGGUCACAGCGGCAGCGGCGCCUCGUCCAGCGCCAAGAGCAAGCAAUCGCUGGCCCACUCCUCGCUCUCCUCGACCGGCGCCGGCAGCGUGGUGCUGAAGGCGCCGCCUGCGCACAUCCCCCCACCUCUGCUGACUAAUGUGGCGCCGCGCGCCAUCAAUCUGCCCGCGCUGGGCAAUGCGGUGGGUGGGUUGCGUCUGCCGCCGCAUCUCAGCAUGUCCGGGCUGCCGCGUUCCCCAAUCGGGCACGAGGCCAGCGGCGGCUUCAGCACCUCCUCGGCUAUGUCGCCGUCGUUUUCGCCUUCGCUGUCGCCGCUGGCGACGCGCUCGCCGUCGAUAUCGCCGCUGGGCGGGCCGGCCACCCACAUGUCGCAUGUCUCGCUGCCGCGCCACGCCCCACAGCCCAGCCAGCGCGCCAAUGUGGGCACACGCAUGUGAACCAGGAACCAGAAAGCAGGAACCAGGAACUGAAGCCGCAAUUCCCCCCAAAAUCUGUGUGAUCACCAUUUAGAGUUUAGCAUAGCGUACUUAGUUCUAGUUAGUGCCAGAGACUUGAAUUUGAAUGGAGCGCAGCUGCACAUGCAUAGUAUUACUUGCACCACACAAUAAGACACCACCCUCACACACACACACACACCCACAUACACACAAAUACAUACAUGCACAUACGCACACUAACAUACUUAUAAACAUGCCUACACAACAGAGUCUCAGCAACACUUUAUACUCCCUUUUAAAUAUUCCUCAUC